Molecule: messenger RNA, 3447 nt
Organism: Cyprinus carpio (common carp)
Lineage: Eukaryota; Metazoa; Chordata; Actinopteri; Cypriniformes; Cyprinidae
Gene: kcnq3
Product: potassium voltage-gated channel, KQT-like subfamily, member 3
Exons: 15
Coding region: 437-2806 (789 amino acids)
Biological process (GO): transmembrane transport; potassium ion transport
Cellular component (GO): membrane
Molecular function (GO): voltage-gated potassium channel activity
Source: RefSeq, a predicted model, not a curated record
UCUUUAAGAAUCGGCUCAUAAGAGUCAUUCGUUCAGGAAUCGGAUCACAGCGUCGCGCUGUAUUUUUUUAGAUUCACUUAAAAGAACCGACUCGUGAUUCGGAAUACCUGUUUGUUUCACGCUGUACAUUCGGUCGUGGUGUUGCGUUGGUGAAUGGUAGUGCAUAAAACUCUGUUUUUAUGCUGAUACGUUCAUAUCGGGAUGCACAUUCGAAAACCGUUCCGGCAACCGAGCGUCAUGUAUGAGAGCGCGCGUGCUUUUGACAGAUUUGAAUGCUUUUUUCAAUCCACAGCCCAUCCUCGCGCCUCCCUUCCUGAACGAGGUCCUUAAAUGACCCACGACCACUGAGGAGCUCGGGCUUUCCCUGUCCGGAUCAUGGCAUGCGCCCCAUCCCGGACUUCCACACGCGCGGCGCCGAGGCUCGAGAGCAGUGAACAUGGGAAUCAGGUCCAGAAAUGCCACUAACGGUGCCGAGGACUCACGCGAGCGGAAGACCGCGCUGGCCGCAGACGUGGAGCAGUGCGCGGGGCAGGAACGGGACGGCGCGCUGCUGCUCGUCGGUUCGGGCAGGGAACCGGACUUCAAACGGGGCUCGCAGAACAUCGGUCUGCUCGCUAAGACGCCCCUGGGCUACACACGUCCCGUGAAGAGGAAUAAUAUCAGGAAGCGACGGAUUCAGAACCUCAUCUACGACGCGCUCGAGAGACCACGAGGAUGGGCGCUGCUCUACCACGCGUUUGUGUUUCUGAUUGUUUUGGGAUGCCUGAUUCUGUCAAUUUUAACAACGUUCAAAGAGCAUGAGAAAGAUUCGGCUCACUGGCUGGUGAUUCUGGAGACAUUUACAAUCUUUAUUUUUGGAGGCGAGUUUGCAUUGAGGAUAUGGGCCGCCGGCUGCUGCUGUCGAUAUAAGGGCUGGAGAGGACGGCUCAAAUUCGCCCGCAAACCGCUGUGUGUCCUGGAUAUCUUUGUACUGAUUGCUUCGGUGCCGGUGGUUGCCGUACGAAACCAGGGAAAUGUGUUGGCCACAUCACUGCGCAGUCUGCGCUUCCUGCAGAUCCUUCGAAUGCUACGAAUGGACCGCCGCGGAGGCACCUGGAAACUGCUGGGAUCUGCAAUAUACACACACAGCAAGGAGCUGAUCACAGCGUGGUACAUCGGCUUCCUGUCAUUGAUCCUGGCCACCUACCUAACACACCACCAUGAAAAUAAUGAUGUCACGGUGGAGCCAUCAUACACCGAGGGCCCCUCCCCAACACCAGCCCCACAGGACUUUGACACCUAUGCAGACGCCCUCUGGUGGGGACUGAUCACCUUGACAACCAUUGGUUACGGUGACAAGACCCCAAAGACGUGGGCAGGGCGUCUUCUGGCCGGGACCUUCGCUCUUAUUGGUGUGUCGUUUUUUGCUCUUCCAGCCGGUAUUCUUGGUUCUGGGUUGGCUCUGAAAGUUCAGGAACAGCACAGGCAGAAACACUUUGAGAAACGCAGAAAUCCUGCAGCUUCAUUAAUACAGGCUGCAUGGAGAUACUACUCCACCAACCCUGUCAGAGACGAUCUCAUCGCCACAUGGAGAUUCUAUGAAACUGUGAUCUCUCUGCCAUGCUUCAGGAAGGAGCCUCUCGAGGUUAUGGCUAGUCAGAAGUUGAGUUUGUUGGAACGUGUGCGGCUGUCGACCCCGAGACCGUCGACGGUAAGGGCCCGUGUGAUGAUGCCUGCUGCCAAUCCUGAAAGUGUGUCAGGGAACUGCGGGCCAGCAGAGGCGGUUGAGGAGAGUCCAUCAAAAGAGGGCAAACCAGCAGGGUUCAGUAACAGAGAGAGAUUCAGAACUGCUUUCAGAAUGAAGGCCUAUGCCCUGAGACAGAGCUCUGAGGAUACAGGAGGUCUGCCUGACCCCACUCCUGAGGAGAAGGGCUUCCCACCAGACAUACUGCUGGAGGAGAUGAUUCCCACUCUCAAAUUAGUCAUACGAGCGCUGCGGAUCAUAAUAUUCCUUUUGAGUAAGAAGCGUUUUAAGGAGACUUUGAGGCCGUAUGAUGUCAAGGAUGUGAUUGAGCAGUAUUCUGCAGGACACCUGGACAUGCUCACCAGAAUCAAAUAUCUACAGACACGACUUGAUCUGAUACUGACACCAGGACCACCUCUCACUCCAAAACACAAGAAACCCCAGAAAGCACCAUUUCCGUACCCCACCCAGCAGUCACCUAGAAACGAGUCCUAUCUUGCCAAAGCAAGCCUACCAGAUCCCGAAGACCAAAGCAUGAUGGGUAGAUUUGUGCGGGUUGAGAGACAGGUGGAAGACAUGGAGAAGAAACUGGAUUUCCUGGUGGAUAUGCAUAUGCAACCUGACCUCACAGGCCCCGGCCACAUGACCAUGGAGCGCUGCGACCCCACGUUGACCGUCAGCGUCGCAGGCGACCGCGUGUACUGCAGCUACGGCCCACCGCCGCACAACACACCGCAUUACACACGCUCCGACGCCAACCCGCCCAGACCGACCGUCCUGCCCAUCAGUCCACUGCCAAGCCACUCCCCGUCCUCCAACGUCAGCCAAUCGGGAGGCCGCAGGGUGGGAACGCCGCUGUCGCUGUUGUCGGUCACUCAUGAGGAGCUGGAACGCGAGAAAGAGGAGGUCACGGGCAAGGCCUCAGGGUUAGUGGCUGGGUCGAGCUGGGGCUGCGACCGGCGCUAUUUAGCCGAGGGCGAGACGGAUACAGACACUGAUCCCUUUACGCCCAGCGGACCUGUUCCACCCUCGUCCACCGGAGACGGGUUCUACUCUGAUGGAACAUGGGGAACACCACCCUAAAGGCGCACUCACACACACUCACUCACUCUUUCUAAAGACUACAGACUCUGUACAGCACAACACCACACAGACAUAAUACUCGUCAUAUAUAAAUAUGUAUCCACGUCACGCUUUACCCCUGCAAAGCAAAGAGCACUGCAUGGAAUGCAUGCGUUUUAUCUCUAGUGGUAGACACCGCACAUGGCAGUUUGAGACUGUGUGGUUAUAUUUGACUGGGAACUUUAAGGGAGGAGAACACAACAGAUGCUAUGCCAUUUUUGUAAACAUUUAUUUUUCUAUUUACACAUCUUUUCAUAUGCAUGGACUGCAUGAUUCAUCCACGGAGCAGCUAAAUGUAUUGACGUCUCCUCCGGUUUGCACUUGCUUUCGUUUCGAAUACUUGGGUUUGAGGAAGCUUCUUUCUCUGCACAUCUUGAGCUUGUUUUUAGUUCCUUUUGCAGAUUGUACAAAGGUUUUUACUCUGGUCAGCAUGAACUGCACUCUGGGACAUGUCACAUUUUCACCACUAGCCAUUUAAGGACCAAAAGCAGAGCCUCAGUUAAGAAUUCCUCAAGUGUCUGGCCUUAAUCCAACCAAUGAGUACAUCCCGUCUGUGAGCGGCACAUUUAAUGAGUAUUGGCUCUGUACCUUGGGACCAGUGU